Messenger RNA from Anopheles gambiae (African malaria mosquito), 3299 nucleotides. RefSeq names its product peroxisomal acyl-coenzyme A oxidase 3. Gene Ontology annotation, biological process: fatty acid beta-oxidation using acyl-CoA oxidase; lipid homeostasis. Gene Ontology annotation, molecular function: FAD binding; fatty acid binding; pristanoyl-CoA oxidase activity. NCBI's taxonomy places the organism in Eukaryota, Metazoa, Arthropoda, Insecta, Diptera, Culicidae. Gene Ontology annotation, cellular component: peroxisome. The record is from RefSeq and is a predicted model, not a curated record.
UGGCAGCGGGUCAUGCAUUUAACAGCUGUACUACGGAACCGGUCUAGCUACAUGGCAACUUAGAUCGGGAAUAAACCAACCGCCUAUGAAGCAUUACAUCUAGCGCUUGCCAUGAAUCCUAAUAAACGCAACAAUUAAACGAUUCAAAUUUCCCAAAAUUAUAUCACACCGUUCCCUCCAGCAAUAAAGGAAGCCAAAAAAAGCGAAUUUUUCGGAUACAAUGUUCAUGAUUAUCGGCUUAUCGGUGGUGUAGCACAUUGAACCAUACAGACUGAAUACAUAAUGAAUGGUUUGCACCCCAAAGUUCACCCGUUUUCAAGAGCGCCACACCACACAUAAAUAAUAUUUUGUAGCACGAAGCUAAAGAUGCAUCCAAAAGUGACUCUUGCUGUGGUUAUUGCUACCGAUAAAACAUUAUUCAGGACAGUCUGCAUGUCUGCGGUGGAAGCUUUUCGUUUCUCCUAAAGAGAAAUUACUGGAAAGAAUGUUCAAGCCUGCUACUUUGAUGCCUCACUCGAGAGUGAACUUGCGAUCAGUCGUUAACUGAGGGUUGUGCUCGUUGGAUCGUCCUGUAUUUAGUUUAGUGUCUUCGACCAAUACGCGUGUGCCAUUUCUCUCUCUCUCUCUCGCCCUGAUCUGCUUCAUAAAAAUGGUGUUACCAGAUUUCAGUGCUAACCGUCCAUCGACGAUGGAAGGGCUUUUGCAGGAUGAGAAUCUGUUCAGCCCCCUUCCAAAGCACGGACCAUUAGCACCCUAUCGCCGUGCGGCCACGAUCGACUGGCGCAAGAUGCGCCUUACCUUUACCGAUCAGCACGAGCUGGAGCUGCAGCACCGGCUGUAUCGCUUGUUUCGCACCAGCGAACCCUUCAUACGGGGCCGCACCGUUCGCGACCAAUCGACGGACGAGCGACGCCGUUUAGCCAUGGUACAGCUGCACCACCUCCAGCGCGCACGUCUAUUCCACUACGAAACGUUCAUCGAGCGGCCCGCUCUUGCGUCCAUCUAUUACGCAACGAUCGCCGAGUACGACAUGGCGCUGCUGGUGCGCCUAACCGUCAACUAUCUCUUCUUUACCGGCGCCAUACGCAUGUUCGACGAGCCUGGCGGACGGCUAGCGCACGUGAUCAAGCAGGCGGAAGCCGGCCACAUUGCCGGUUCGUUCGCACUGACCGAGGUAGGCCACGGGACGAACGCACGGGCCAUACGAACGCGCGCGACCUACGACCCGGCGCACCGGGAGUUCGUGCUCGAGACGCCCGACUUCGAAGCCGCCAAGUGCUGGGCGGGCAAUUUGGCCAAAAGCUGCACGGACAUGAUCGUGUGGGCCCAGCUGUACACGGCGGAUGGCGCGUGCCACGGGGUCAGUGCGUUUGUGGUGCCGAUCCGCGACCGCUACACGCUGCAACCGCUGCCCGGUCUGUUGGUGGGCGAUUUGGGUGAGAAAGCGGGCCUGAACGGGGUCGACAAUGGGUUUGUGCUGUUCCGGGGGUAUCGCAUUCCGCGCGAAAAUCUGCUAGCGCGGUUCGGUGAUGUGAAUGAGGUGACGGGUAGGUUUGAAUCGACCGCUAAGAGCGCCACCGAACGGUUCGCCCUUUCGAUGGGUCCGCUCGUGAUUGGGCGGAUUAACAUCUGUACCGUGUCGCAGACGCUGCUUGCCAAGGCGCUCACGAUCGGCAUACGCUACUCGGCCGUGCGGUGUCAGUUCGGGCCGACGGGCGACGACCGGGAGCUACCGAUACUGGAGUACCAGUCGCAGCAGUACCGGCUGCUGCCAAAUCUGGCCACCUGCGUGGCGCUGAAGCUGUUCCAUCGCUGGUUCGCACGCGUGUCGGGCGAUGCGCAGGUGCGCAUGCUGCGAGCCGCACCGAUCGAAAGCGAACUGCUGCUCGAGGUGCACAUUGUUGCGUCCGCCGUCAAGCCGAUCUGCAGCUGGGCGGCCCGGGACGGCAUACAGGAUGCGCGGGAAGCGUGUGGUGGCCACGGGUACCUUCGGCUGGCCGGGCUGGCCGACUUGCGGGUAGACAACGACGCAAACAUCACGUACGAGGGCGAAAACAAUGUGCUGCUGCAGCAGGUCUCGCAGCAGCUGGUCGGCAUACGCAGCAAGGGCGAGUAUGGUGCGUUCGCGCUGAUGUCUCCGCUUGGUUCGAUGACGUUUUUGGCUGAGUACGAGCAGAUAAUGCAGCAGCGACUCGAGCGCAUUACGGUGGAGCAGAUUGAGGAUCCGAAAGUUAUACUGAACGCACUGAGUUGGUUAACGGCCUACACACUAGAACGCACCUACCGACGAGCGGAGGGACUUCUUAAGCGGGGCGACAGCAAAUUCGACGUCCGCAACGAUACGCAGAUUUUCUACGCUAAAGAUCUUGCCAUCGUUUUUGGAGAGGUGAGCUCGGAGAAAAUCAUUCAUGAGCAUAGAACGCUAACGUACUCUACCUUCCCUUUCUAGCGCAUAAUAUUCAACGCAUUCUGUACCUUCCUCGACACGAUGGAACAAGGACCGGAACGAAACUAUCUCACGCGUUUGGCAGAACUGUACGGCGCGACACUGUUACUAAAGCAUAUGGCCACCCUUCAAAGUGCUGGCUACCUCACGGUCGACGCUUUACCAUUGGUCCAGGAAUCGAUACUACGUCUGCUGCCCAUCGUUAAGCAGGACGCGGUAGCCAUGAUCGAUUCGCUGGCACCGCCCGACUUUGUGCUCAAUUCACCGCUCGGUGCUGCUGACGGGAACGUUUACGCACGCAUGGAGUCGGAGCUGAUGGCGGGCCAGGAUGUGACCGGGCGUGCCACCUGGUGGCACGAAAUAUUAACACCCACUUCGGCAAAGCUGUAAAGCGAAUUCAAUUCGCUGGAAACAUGAUGAAAAGUACAUCCAAAGCAACAGUUUUCAUAGAAGGAACAAAAUAAAGACAAUCGCGCUGUUUUUCAUAUUCCUUACUGAUUAUUUUGGUUAUUUUUUUCUGUCCAAAAGUAUGGUCAAUGGAGUGAAUGGAAUUUAAAGUAGAUAUCGGUAAAAUUGACAAAAAUCUGAAAUCGACUCCAGAAGGUAGGUCCGCCCAGCAUUAUCUGGAGUCACUCGGAAUCGUCUGGAAUCGCCCGGAGUUGUCCGGAGCUGUUCGGAAUCGAGCCGUUCGGAAUUGGAGUCGUCCGGAGUUAUCCAGAGUCGUCCGAAGUCACCCGGAGUCGUUCGGAGUCAACAGGAGCCUCCGGACUACUCCGACUCCAAACGACUCCGGACGACUCCGGACGAAUCUGGACGACUACCAACGCCUCCAGACGACUCCGGACGACUGUGG